This is a messenger RNA of Periophthalmus magnuspinnatus, 790 nucleotides long. RefSeq names its product translocase of outer mitochondrial membrane 7 homolog (yeast) (gene tomm7). Gene Ontology annotation, biological process: protein import into mitochondrial matrix. The transcript has 3 exons. The coding region runs from base 61 to 228 and encodes 55 amino acids. Lineage: Eukaryota; Metazoa; Chordata; Actinopteri; Gobiiformes; Gobiidae. The record is from RefSeq and is a predicted model, not a curated record. Gene Ontology annotation, cellular component: mitochondrial outer membrane translocase complex.
UCGUCACUUCCUCCUCCCGUCCUUGCCUCUACGCUGCUGAGGGUCUACAGAGAACUACACAUGGCUAAACUGAGUAAAGAAACUAAACAGCGGCUGCAGCAGCUGUUCCAAUGCGGCCAGUUUGUCAUCCGAUGGGGUUUCAUCCCUACUGUGCUCUAUCUGGGUUUUAAGAGAGGAGCAGACCCUGGAAUGCCUGAACCCAACGUGCUGAGUUUACUUUGGGGUUGAAGAUCACAGCUGCACCAGAACACUUCUUCUGUUCCACUUUGUGAUUGUGUGACCAUGUGAAGCUUCAUAACCCUCCAGCCUGAAAAGUCAGAAGCAAGAUGCAUCUGUAAAACAUACUCUGGACAGAGGACACAGACUGUGAAUCAGUGUGAUUGGACUGUUAUUUUUGGAAGACAUCAUUCCAUUCAUUCUUAUUAUUUUUUAACAUUGAUAGUAUCUUUUCAUCUUUAGUCUAAGUUGUUUUGUAAAGACUGAGUACUGUGAUCAAAAUUGUAAUGGCAAACUUUCAGCAAUUUGCUCUUCAUAUGUGGAAGGCCGGAGAGAAUCCUAUACACAUUAUACUCAAAGAAACAUUGGAAACAAAGUUGAAAUCCACAGAUGUUGAUGUUAUAGUUUGGAUUUAUGACCUAUAGUUCUACUCAGCUUCUGUCUGAAUAUGGGAUUUGUUGACUAAACAUUGCAGUUACUUUAAUUUAGCUAACGUGGUUCAUGUCUAAUAAGAUUUUGUCAAAAGAAUGUUUGCCUGUCCUCUAUCUCACUUCACAAACAGUGUUGUUCAUUA